GAGAGAGACAAACACACACCUCUGUGGCUAAAUGAACAUGCGAGAAGACAUAGAAAUCAAAUCGAUGCUGACUCAAGAAGAGCUUAUGCAUGCUCACUUUCCCAGAGAAUUUUAAUGUGUUUUCUGUCCCUCUCCCCAGAAAGUCUCACCCUCAUAUGGACUUGAAAUACUCUGAGGCUGCAUUUAGGUAACAUCCUAGCUAUUUCAUAGAAAAAAACUCUUUGGUCAAUUGGGUGUUUUUUAAUUUUUUGGGAAAAUAGACUGUGUCAAACCAAAUACAAGUACUCCUGUGCAACGCAAAACAUGAAAGCCUUUUAAAUACCGAGUUUUGAAGUCAACCAGCAGCUACUCCAUAUGCAUUUCAUGAGCUACCAAAUCUGUUUUACUUCAGAGAGCUAGAUAGGUGAGGCAGAAAUAAUGGAGAAAAUGCUCUAUGAUGUCGCUGCGGACGGUGAUGUUUCCACUUUUGUUCAUUUGCUUCAAGAAGAUCCACUUCUUCUUGAUAAAGUAAGUUUGAAUUGCCAGGAUAAGAAUCCUCUGCACAUAGCAGCAAUGCUGGGGCAUGUGGAGUUUGUACAAGCAAUCUUGGGAGCUAAUUCUGAUAUGUGCUUGGUUCCUGAUCGAUUUGGGAGAAACCCUCUACACAUUGCAGCCAUCAAAGGCAGAUUGGCGGUAUUGCAAGAGCUAAUUCAUGCUAGGCCCCUAGCAGCUCGAGAAAAAACAGAAUGUGGAGGCAACAUUUUGCACUUGUGCGUCAAGUACAAUCAGCUGGGGGCUUUGCAGAUUCUAGUCCAGACUAUAAGAGAUCAUGAGUUUCUGAAUGCCAAGAACGAUGAUGGCAUGAGCAUUCUGCAUCUGGCCGUUUGUGACAAGCAAAAUGAGACCAUCAAAUACUUGCUACGGAACAAGGUAGUAGAUGUGAACACGAAAACUGCAAAUGGGAACACUGCUUUAGACCUUGUUCAGGGAGACAUUUACUCAGAAAUUGCGCGAUCUCUUGAAGACGCUGGAGCCAAAAGAGCCAAGGACAUAUCUCCCUCUGCUACUGCGGGAAAUGACGGGCAUGAAAAUAAAUCACACAGCCAGCCUUCACCGGGCGGGGAUUGGCUAGCAAGGAAAAGGGAUGCACUAAUGGUUGUGGCCUCACUUAUUGCAACAAUGGCAUUUCAAGCUGGGGUGAAUCCGGCUGGAGGCGUUUGGCAAGAUGACAAAACAGAUUAUCCCAAUCCACACAACGCGGGUGAAGCUGUGAUGGCACACAGCCAUCCAAAAUACUACAAAAACUUCAUCCGGGUUAAUACAGUAGCCUUUGUUUCAUCUCUGAGCACAAUCAUGUUUCUCAUCAGUGGUUUGCCCUUCAGGAGGAAGUUCUUCAUGUGGUGUUUAAUGGUGAUCAUGUGGUUGACCAUUUCAGCAAUUGCUUUAACUUAUGGCAUCUCGAUCGUGAUUGUAACGCCAAAAGACUAUAGAAAACAAUUGAGCCAUGUCAUCGAGACUGCUGUCACGGUGUGGUGCGGUGUGAUGGCGCUCUUGCUGUUGGGGAACACUAUUCGGUUGAUUAACAGGUGGUUCAAAGGUCGUGGUAACAAUGUGGAUCGAAGAAUUAAACGUGGGAUCGAUUCUUCAGUUCAAUCGCAAAGCAAUGAUAAGAAUGACGGUCUUUACAUGUGUUGAUACUACUUUGUGGUAGAAUUUGACAUUUCAAAGCUAGCCAAGUGAUACUCUUCCAUCGGCCAGUUGAUCGAGUAAUGCUGCUUGGAUUCCAACUCAAAACAAGAAGAGUCUGUGUAUUGAUGGAUUUGGCUGGACUUGGUUUCAAAUCCUCACCCAAAUCCACUCUACUACUAAGUGUUGGAUUUGAAAUCCUUAAAAAGUUGUUGGAUUAGGGUAUCAUUUCGAAUCCUUUCUUUUACAUCUCUUAGUCUCUCCCUUUGAGUAAUGCAUCUUGUUUCUGUAAGUAGUGAAGAAUGGAUAGCAUGCAAUGACCAUAGUAUUUGAUUUAACUUUGUAUUGUUGAGUGUGGUUUUAGACCUCACCUGCAUAUGCUGCUUGUGAUAGUAUUGGGUUCUAGAAAUUGUUUAUGUCAUUUAAAAUAGUGAAUUUGAAAUAGUCAA
Coffea arabica (coffee) is the source of this 2114-nucleotide messenger RNA. NCBI's taxonomy places the organism in Eukaryota, Viridiplantae, Streptophyta, Magnoliopsida, Gentianales, Rubiaceae. The record is from RefSeq and is a predicted model, not a curated record.